AUGUGGCGUCGUCUUUCGACUUGUGGGUUGUUGGCGUGUGUUUUUUCUCAGCAACGUGGAGCGGCGAGACGUGUACCUCCACCGCUGCCCAAUGCACGUGGUACACCACCGCGAGUGGGUGCGGGAGGAUUGGGGAAAUUGCCUCCACCCCCGCCGCUUCCUGGUGCGGUGGUGACGGUUUCGGGUGGUGCGUUGCCGUGGAAGUCACCGCAGGAGGUUCUCUCCGCACUGAUAGAAUUUAUUCCUACAUUUUACGUACCUAUUCACUGCGUGGCGGCAAUAUUGUCGGAGGAGUGUCGCCGACACUUCAUUGGCCGUGGUCGCUUUCUCUCCUUCUUGAAGCGCUACCGUUUCUUCUUUGACUUGCGCAUUAUUGAUGGGGUGCGAUGUGAUGUGAAGUUGCGUGAUGACCUUAGUCACCCCCGCCGCGGCGCUGCGGAUGAAAAGUUUGUCAUGACGGACGUUGGCGAUGUCAUCACGUACGUGGCGAACCCGGAGUUUAUUGUCUCCGUCGAGUCGAUUGAGCAGUCGUGCGGCAGUGUGGCGCUGAAGCCGGUGUGUGCGCCGCCGGCGGUGCAUGUGCGGCUGGAGGAGCGGGUGCCGGUGCUGGAGCGGCUGAAGGCCCUCGUGCCGCCCGACUUUGCGCUGCUCGACCACGUCGAGGAGACGGUGCCGGAGGACGUCCUCUUCCACCCGUACUUCGACUCGCAGGGCGGACUCGCGGCCAUCGCCUCGAAGUUCCCGGAGUUCUUUCAGGUCGUGGAGGGAAUGAUACGGCGGCGGCCACCGCAUCUCGCCCCACUCGCCCUCAACGACUACACUUUGGAGAACUCCCCGCUGCCAGAGGUGGCAGAGCUGGUGCGGAAGGAGGUCUGCUGCAGCGAUAUUCCACAGUGGGUCAAUAUCACAUCCAUCUAUGAACAACUCACAAGACAACAGAAACAACAGAUUAAGAAGGAAUUUAAGAGUUUCGCCGGGUUCCUGCGGGCACAUGGACGUGCGGUCUCCCUUUCACAGGAUAUGUUGCAGGUGGCACGGUGGAUUCCACAACAAAGCAAGACAUCAUCCUCAACCUCAUCAACUUCAACAUCAUCAUCAUCAUCAUCAUCAUCAUCCAAUGUAUCAGGGGAUGUACCUGAUAAUCUAGAAGGUGGAUCUUCUACUGAAGGGAGUAGUAAUACCGUUACGGAUAAAGUAUCAACACCUGCUGUACGUAUACAGUAUGAAUAUACACAUAUACAUAUCGUAAAUGAAUUAUUUGAUAAAUUUCCACCAAAUCGUACACUUAAUCUGGAGGAAUUUUUGGCUCUUGUGACACCAGAAAUGCUACCUUCCUUACCAAAGAAGGUACUGCCUUGGAUUUCUUCGUACCCAUCAUAUUUUGUUGUAGAUGAUCCUAUGGAGAAGGAUCCCAAAAAGGCUCGUAUACGACGUGCUUCUGACCGUCAACCACUAGAUAUAGCGUUAGAGUUGUACCAAUGUAUUCCAGAGGAAGGUAUUACAGAAACGGAACUCCUCUUAAAACUACCUGAGGUACAUCGAGAGUAUGUGAAACGAAUAGGUCUACAACAUAUUGUGAAUUCUCUUCCUGAAUGGCUCGCUCUCUCUGAAACUAAAGAUGGAGUAGUGGGAGGAAAGAAGCAAUUACUGCUAAAGCGACUACAGACAGAGGUGGAUUUAGAACGUGCGAUUCACUCGGAAGAGUCUAAAUUGUCUAGUAGUGAUGAUAAGGUUUUGCCGACAGAACUAAAAGGGGAGGAUAUAGAGCGACGUUGGCCCAAACUAAAGUAUGAAGGUACUAUGAGUCAACAACAACAACAGGAUAGGCAAAGACAAAAGCAACAUCAACAACGACAAGGGGUACGAUCACCUCAACGCUGGGGAGGAAAUAAUUUCUAG
Messenger RNA from Trypanosoma theileri, 1899 nucleotides. RefSeq lists its product as uncharacterized. Bases 1 to 1899 code for a protein of 632 amino acids. NCBI's taxonomy places the organism in Eukaryota, Euglenozoa, Kinetoplastea, Trypanosomatida, Trypanosomatidae. The transcript has a single exon. The record is from RefSeq and is a predicted model, not a curated record.